Molecule: messenger RNA, 2986 nt
Organism: Sus scrofa (pig)
Lineage: Eukaryota; Metazoa; Chordata; Mammalia; Artiodactyla; Suidae
Gene: LRRC23
Product: leucine rich repeat containing 23
Cellular component (GO): cytoplasm
Molecular function (GO): protein binding
Source: RefSeq, a predicted model, not a curated record
AAGAUGUCCAAGAUAAAUUAUUAAAUGAAAAUAACCCAGAUGAUGAACAGUAUGUAUAACUGAGGCCAUUUUUGUUAUUUACUUAUUAAUUUAUUGGCCAGGCCCAAGGUGGUGCAGAAAUGCUGGGUUCAGGAAUUGAACCUUGCCACAGCAAUGGCGUGAGACACAGAAGUGACAACACCAGAUCCUUAACCCAUUGAGCCACAAGGGAACUCCCACAUUGUCUCUUUUAACUGUCCAGUAAUCCCUGGAGAUGGACCUGUUUAUCCUCAUAUCACUUGUGAAAAUUAAACCUCAGUAAAAUUAUAUAACCUGCUGAGGAACACACAACUAUUAAGUGGUAACAUGGGUAGGAAACUGGUGUCUCUGACUUUAAAGCCUCUGCUAGUUCCAUGAUACCAUGUGAACAGAUUUGUCUAUGAACUAUAUUAUCCCAGCUCGACAGGGCAGGAGGUAUUAUUUCCUGUUUUCCAGCCCAUGACAUCUUCCAUCAGAUCACUUUGCCUGUUGCAUAGUCUGUAAAACACCUUAACAGUUGAUCACACGAUAUCUUAGCUUGUUACCUGAUUGUUUUAUGUAUAUUAGAUUCUACAGAAUUGGUAAUAUCUCCCUUCCCCCAGGCAGGAAUUGUGUCAUAAAUGUUAAGGAGCCUUAGUUUGCUUUUCUCCCAAAUAUCUACUUCACGGGACUGGCGUGGAGAUUAAAUAUCACUUGUGAAGGCAUCUCACACAACGUCUGGCACACGCUCUCCAGGAACAUUUGUUGCAUCUCAACCUCUCUCUUUCCCCAUCUCCUUCAACAAGUCACACAGGCUUGAGUCCCUGUGUGUGGCUCUAUCAGUUCUUGUUGACCAUUUGUAUGACAACGUUGGAUGGGACUGUUUUAGUUGGCACAUGUUGGCUUUUUCUCCCUUUGUGUCCUACAAAAGGACUGCAUCAAACUAAUACAGGAGGAGGAUGGAAAUGGUCCCAAACUGGGUUUAGCAAUCUACACAGCGCUUUGGCAUAGGUUACACUCUUACGCUGUCCCUGUCAGUUGGUAUAGUUAAGCGUAUUUUACAGAUGAGAAAAUGGAGUUUUAAGUCGCUAGUAAAUUGAAAAUAAUUAAUGUAUGGAACUUAUACACGAGGGUUGGGGAACCAGACCACGCAGCUUGGGGUUUCUUCCCCGCCUUCUGCUUCAGGCAAUGAGUUUCUUUUGAAUUCACAGAACUUUACCCUGGAUGUGGUCCGGUUCCUUUAAGGUCUCAGAUGACGUAAUGAUAGCCACGCCCUCUACCACCUCCCCUCAGCUCUAUUAAGCCCCGUCCUGGGCCAACCACCGCGCCACAUCCGGGUUUCUGGCUCAGGGAAAUUGGGCUCGUAACCAAGCAACUACUGGGGCACAAGCUUCGCGGCUGAUUUUCAGCCCAGUUAUUCGCGGCUCCUCUCUCAACUGCUGCCACACGCGGAAGCCGAAUGUUCCUCCCACCCCCACCCCGUUGCCAUAACAGCAGUACACAACGCCUUCUCCCUUGCCCCUCUACCAAACAACCCUUCCCUCCCCGGGGCCGAGACCUCUCCAGAAGAGCUUCUGGUUGAGCAGAACCAGGGUUUGCGCCCCAUUGCAAAGGACUGAUUGAGUGGGAAGGACGGGGACCUAGCUUGAUCUGACUCCAGAGCCUUCAGCAGGGAAGAAAAAUGUCAGAUGAAGAGGAUCUGGAAGACUUUGAGCCAGACCUGGACGAUCUGGAAAGGGAAGAUGACGAGAAGGAGAUAGAAGAGUGGGAGGACUACAGGAAGGAGGGAGAAGAAGAGUCCGAGGAAUGGGUAUCCACUCCCCUCACGGAGGACAUGAUGAAGGAAGGGCUUUCUUUGCUCUGCAAAACCGGUAAUGGACUGGCCCAUGCUUACGUCAAGCUGGAGGUUAAAGACAGGGAUCUGACAGACAUCUACUUGCUGCAUUCCUACAUCCACCUGCGCUACGUGGAUAUUUCUGAAAACCACUUGACAGACUUGUCUCCGCUCAAUUACCUCACUCACCUGCUCUGGCUGAAAGCUGAUGGCAACCAACUGCGGAGUGCCCGGCUGAACGAACUGCCGUACCUGCAGAUUGCCAGCUUUGCCUAUAAUCAGAUCACUGACACUGAGGGCAUCUCUCAUCCUCGUCUGGCCAGCCUGGAUCUCAAAGGGAACCGCAUCCCCAUGGUGACAGGUCUGGACCCCCAAAAGCUGAUCAGCCUGCACACCCUGGAGCUUCGGGGCAACCAACUGAGCAGCACCCUGGGAAUCAACCUUCCUAAGCUGAAGAACCUCUUCCUGGCCCAGAACAUGUUGAAGAAGGUGGAAGGUUUGGAGAACCUAAGCAAUCUCACUACCUUGCAUCUUCGGGACAACCAGAUUGACACUCUGAGUGGCUUCUCCAAGGAAAUGAAAUCACUGCAGUACCUCAACCUAAGGGGCAACAUGGUGACCGACCUGGGGGAGCUAGCCAAGCUGCAGGACCUGCCCAAGCUGCGAGCCCUGGUGCUGCUGGACAACCCGUGUGCAGACGAGAGUGACUACCGCCAGGAGGCCCUGGUGCAGUUGGCACACCUCGAGCGCCUGGACAAGGACUUCUAUGAGGAGGAGGAGCGGGCUGAGGCCGAUGAGAUCCGGCAGAGGAUGAAGGAGGAGCAGGAGCAGGAGGCUGAGCCCGAGGCUGAAUCGGAACUGGACCAGUCAUCCAUCUAGAGACUAAAGAUGCUGGUCCCAGGACUGAGAAGAUUCCCAGCUGGGGGGGCUGCCACAUGUACACUCCUCAUGAGACAGGUGAUGGCUUCUUUUGCCUAGGCCCUGGGGUGCCUAGGCAAGUGGCAGCCCUCAGGCAGGUCUGGUGGGAGCCAGGCCCGUUUGGGCUGAAAGGAUGCUGGAAGAAUUGGCUACAGAGGAGCUGCGGAGGUGGCAGUCUGGGGUAUUAGGAACAGUUUGGUUUUCCAAUAAAGAGCGUUUUGAUACUCUUGGGUUUGA